Macrobrachium nipponense is the source of this 1284-nucleotide messenger RNA. RefSeq lists its product as uncharacterized. The record is from RefSeq and is a predicted model, not a curated record. The transcript is spliced from 2 exons. NCBI's taxonomy places the organism in Eukaryota, Metazoa, Arthropoda, Malacostraca, Decapoda, Palaemonidae. The coding region runs from base 102 to 1097 and encodes 331 amino acids.
UUCGCCGCCAGGCAGAGGGGUGCCCCGCCUCCCUAGGCAAGCCGUAUGGCCAUGUAGUGUGCCGCUCACACGCUAACUGCGCGGUACAGUUGGAAAACUACAUGGUCUGGCACCCUGACGCAUGUACGGUGUGCUAUGAGAUGGUUUCCUCUCUAGUUGAUGAGCAUGCCGACCCAGCAACCCGGCACGAAGCAAGGAUCAACCUAAUGAAGUGGGUGGCCGGCUUUGGCAAGAACGCCCCAAAAGGACAGCCAUACGUGCUAGCCGCAGGACUUUGUGCUCUCCUUUUCCAAGGGGCCACAGCCACCACAGCGGUGCCAGUGGAGAUAGCGGAACCGUUGAUUGAAGCUAUCCGGUUGGCAACCAUGCCGGCCACCUACGACCAGGACUUGAUGGACGACGUGGCGGCCAUCAACAUAAACCUUGAACCCAUGGUCACGGAGGAACAGGUAGGUGGGGAGGUAAGCGAGGCGAGUCUUUUACUUAGUCCUACUCCUUCUUCUUCCUCUUCCUUCCUGGUCUUCUCCAGGCCCACCCCUCCUGCUGCGGGAGCACUGUCUGUCGCUCCCAAAGUAAAAACCCUGAAAACAAAAACCCUAAAGAAAGGCACAAAACCAGCUCCGCCAGCGGCGACGGAGUCGUCCUCGGCCCCACAGCCGUCAACCUCUGCUCAAUCGCCUGCUGCCCUAAACCCUUCCCCUACUGUGGGAACGGGUUUACAGUCCACCGUUCCUAGGGCGGCGGAGUCUGGGGUUGACUUAGAAGCCUUCACUAGCCUUCUGUUGUCGAAGGUUAGUGGAGUCAUAGAUCAGAGGCUUGAGGCAAUGUGCCUUGCCUCAGUCCCAGAUGCCUCCGGUCAGGCGUUUACGUCUCUGACUGAGAGGAUAAAACCUUUGGAGGAUAUGCUCUCCGGACUCUUCCACUCCGGUACUCCGGCGCUAUCCAUGAUGGUACCGGACGCGUCCAAGCUUCCUCCUUUUGAUAAGGAGAAUCCUUGGAGGCUAGCACUACAUGCCCCGUUCUCGGAUGGGAAACUCACAAUUGAAGGGUGCGGAACCUGGCCAAUUGAGGACUUUGGGUUGUCUCCAGGCCUCUAAUUCCCAUUCCCCGGGUUUGUGAGACUGGCUAAACAUGCGCUGGCCUGGGUAGAUAAAGUCCCCAAGGAGACGGUUAUCUUCCCAAGAGAGCAGGCUCAAAACACCUGGGUCCGCACCUUGUCCGAAUGGGGUUGCGUUAACACAAAGUUAACGCCACAAGGCUCCUUCACUAUGUUUGUGACCCUGG